GGGAGAGAGAGUGAUAGAUAACGUUACGAGGCAAAAACAAAAGAAAAAAAAGGAAGAGAAAAGGCCACAGAACCAAUGGGGGAAAAAAAAUAGAGAGAGGGACUCUUGGGGCUAGGGGAAGCAGGCAUGUGGAUGAGUGGGGGACACACCAAACUCAUUAAAACCCAUUGAAAUAAUUGAGUUUGUGACAGAAAAGAGAGAAAAAGAAAGCCAAAGCCCUUAUAAAAAAAUAUUAAAAAGCCCUUUGCAUCUCUCAUCCCUUCUUGCAUUUUUUUUAGUUUACUGUGUUGUUGUUGUUGAUGAUGAUGUUGUUGUUCUGAUCAAUGUGUGUGUGAGACCUUUGAAGACUUGAUAAAGUCACAAGCAAGAGUAAAAGGUAGGAAAUCAAAAACUGAAGCUACCCUUUUCUUCUUGGUCACAGCUUUGUCAGCUUGGACCCCUCAAGGAACGGAGAAAUCUUCUUUCUUUCUUCCUCUCAAAGAGUUAGUACUAGUGAAGAAGAAGAUGCCUCGACCAGGACCAAGGCCUUAUGAAUUUGUUAGGAGAGCGUGGCACAGUGAUAGACACCAGCCCAUCAGAGGUUCUCUCAUUCAAGAAAUCUUCAGACUCGUCAAUGAGGCUCAUUGCCCAGCAACUAAAAAGAACAAGGAAUGGCAAGAGAAGCUCCCUGUUGUUGUCCUGAAAGCAGAAGAAAUCAUGUACUCCAAAGCCAAUUCCGAGGCUGAAUAUAUGGACCUUAAGACACUCUGGGACAGAGCAAAUGAUGCCAUUAAUACCAUAAUUCGACGCGAUGAGAGUUUGGAAACUGGAGAGCUUCUUCAACCUUGCAUUGAAGCUGCUCUCAAUUUGGGCUGCACACCAAGAAGAGCCUCGAGGAGCCAACGAAAUUGCAAUCUGAGGUUUUACCUUAGUCCUAGCACUCAAGAGUCAAACACCUUGUCACCUGCUGCUGUGCACAACGCCAUUCGGGCAAAUCACAUAUCCAACUCACAUUGCCUGCGUGAUUAUUCAAACCUGGUAAAACCCACAAUCAUGAAUUCUGCUCCUUCAGGCUCAGAAUCACAAGACCUUGUCGGACAGGGCAAUGACACUUCUAACAGAAUUCUUUUUAGGUCUGAUAGCAUUCCUCCAUCUAAUGUUAACCGAUGUUUACCCUUGGAAAAUUACCGUAUACCAAGCUUGUGCUCUGUUUACCCCCUAUACCAUGGUAGUUUCCUAGAGCCACAGCGAGGUUGUGGAGCUCUUCCUAAGACUUUUCCUGGCACUAUAGAGCCUGUCAAGGUGGUUGCUGUGCAAAACUUCUUCCCCUGUAACGAGGACACCCCUGUUAGAACCAGUCAAGUUGGUCACAAGGACUGUUUGCAACCACAAGAAAUUGAGUGCGAUUUAUCAUUGCGGUUAGGCUCUAUCUUAGCUCCAGUGCCUAGUGCGAAAACCAAGCAAAUAAAGGAUGCCAAAGACGGUGGCCAUGAUUGUUCUCAAGAGGGGGGUAAGUUUGAUGAUUGGAUGCCACAAAUGGACAAGGAGUUAUCUUUCUUCCCCAAGGUUGAUGUGGUUGAACCGCAAGUUUCACAUUCAAGCAAAUCGAGGGAACAUAUAAUUGUAGAUGUGACAAUGAAAAAACGCAAGUUGGUUUUCGAUCACCAUGUCGAGGAUCAACAAUUUUUAUGGCAGCCAAAGCUUCCUUGUAAUAAGUUUACUGGCAGAAUGAAAAGCGUGGGUCCGUAAGCUGGCUGUUGCUUGGUAUGUUGCUUCAAACUCUUGAUAUGCCUAAGCAAGCAUAUCUUGCUAAAGCUCUUUUUGGCAAUGUAGUGUUUGCUAGUUUUGCUUGACAAUGAUGAGUUGCUAGCUGCAAUAAUGUAAGAAUGUUAGAUGUAAAUAUUGAUCUGAGUUCGAAUUAGAACUAACAUAAGAAGCAUGUGGUUUAAAUUUACGAAGAAAUGUUUGAUGCAACAUGGUGUUGCUUUUGGACCACA
This is a messenger RNA of Populus nigra (black poplar), 1976 nucleotides long. RefSeq lists its product as uncharacterized. The transcript has 4 exons. Lineage: Eukaryota; Viridiplantae; Streptophyta; Magnoliopsida; Malpighiales; Salicaceae. Gene Ontology annotation, biological process: regulation of DNA-templated transcription. Bases 505 to 1728 code for a protein of 407 amino acids. Gene Ontology annotation, molecular function: transcription coregulator activity. The record is from RefSeq and is a predicted model, not a curated record.